Molecule: messenger RNA, 1106 nt
Organism: Lindgomyces ingoldianus
Lineage: Eukaryota; Fungi; Ascomycota; Dothideomycetes; Pleosporales; Lindgomycetaceae
Product: RTA1-domain-containing protein
Exons: 2
Coding region: 258-1106 (282 amino acids)
Cellular component (GO): membrane
Source: RefSeq, a predicted model, not a curated record
AAGCAAGCGAAAAACAAUUAAGCUAUGAACUUCACAAGCUACAAACUGUUUGCUUAAGUAGAGGAUGUUUCUUUCCUUCAUGACUGUUACUUCCUUCUAUUUUCCAAAUUCAAGUAACGAUUUCGUCAUCCACUUUCCCACGUCGCGUCGCGUUGCAUAAACAGGUCUUCACCUUGACUUUCCAAACCCCACGGCGGGUCUCUUUGAUAAAUCUCUCUCCAUUGGGACUCUGUAGCAACUGAAUCACUCCGUCCAAAAUGUCAACUCCUCCACUACGCGGGUAUAUUGAUCCCAACUUUCCAAAUCCCAUGGGCCCCAACGAUGCAGCUGUUGUCAUUUACGGCUACACGCCGUCUGUUAUUGUGGGAGUUUUAGGUGUGAUACUCUUCUUCGUCGCUGGUGUGCUUCAUACCUGGCAGUUGUUCAAAUAUCGGACCUGGUAUUUCUGCACAGUGCUGGUUGGAAUCGCUUUCGAAAUCGUCGGCUACGUGUUUCGUUGCUUAUCCUCACAAGUUGAUCCCUACCGCGUAACAUUCUUCGUCGUACAAUACUUCUUCAUCGUCGUAGCACCAGUCUUCUUCUCCGCAGCGAUAUACACCGUUCUAUCAAUCCUCAUCAACACCACUGGUAGACACUACGCACCCAUUCCACCAAAACUGAUUCUGUGGGUCUUCAUUACCUGCGAUGUUAUCGCCACCGUAAUCCAAAUCUUCGGCGCAGCCCUCAUCGGCGUCGCAGAAUCGAAUCGCAAAGACCCCACAACCCCAAACAACAUCCUGCUCGCCGGCCUCGCAUUCCAAUCCUUCUCCUUCCUCAUAUUCAUCCUUCUCUUUGCGUGGUUCCUAGUCAAAGCCCGACGCAUGCAGUUCAAGGUCGUAGGGAAAAGUUUCUACGUUGCGUUUAGCGCGGGGGUUGUCCUGGUAUAUUUGCGUGUGUGCUUCAGGCUUGCGGAGACAGCGCAGGGACUUUAUGGUGAUUUGAGUACACAUGAGGUGUUUUUUGGUUGCUUGGAGUUUGCACCUGUGGUGGGGGCGAUUUUUCUGUUAGCGGCGUGGCAUCCCGGUAGGUGUAUUCCGAGAAGUCGCCUAGUGCAUGUCGAUAAUUAG